GCGGGAGAACACAAGACCAGCAGCAUCCUCGCAUGGACGACGACGACUGGGACGAUGCUGCGUGGGCCGAAGCCGCGCUCGCGGUCGAGCGCGUCGAGCAGACGCACGUCGCCGCUGCUCCUUUUCCUGCGGUCCCAGCUCCCGAUACUGGCUGGUCGUGCCCUCGAUGCACCUUGCGCAACCUGCCCGAAGCAGCAACGUGCGGUGUCUGCACGUAUCGGCGGAUCGGCCAUGCGCCACCAAAGACGACAGCGACAAGCUCAAUGGCGUCCUGGCUCGGUGUGGCCAAGCCGUCUCCACCUCCGGUCGCAGCGCCUGUCGCCCGACCACCGGCGGCCCGACCGCAGCCACCUCCCGUCGUCGUAACGCCCGUCCGACAAGGUUCCGCGAUGCCAUCGCACCAGCCAACCGCCUCUGCGGCGCCACUGCGACAGCCACCCUCCUUGCCCAUGACGUCGGCUGUCCCUCGUCCGGCGCCUCGCCCGUCGCCGCCGCUGCGUCUCGUGGCCGAGCCGCUCUGCCUCCCAGAAGAAGACGUGGUCAUGGGCGCAGCCAUCGACCGUGACCUGGCGACGCACUGGAUAUACCCGAGCAACUACCCCGUGCGGACGUACCAGCAGACGAUCACGCGCGCGGCCUUGUUCCAGAACACCCUCGUGUGUCUCCCGACCGGUCUCGGCAAGACGCUCAUCGCCGCGGUCGUCAUGUACAACUACUAUCGAUGGUUCCCGUCCGGCAAGAUUGUGUUUAUGGCGCCCACGAAGCCGCUCGUGAGCCAGCAGAUCGAGGCGUGCCAUAGCGUGAUGCCGAUUCCGCAUGACGACAUGGCCGAGCUCCAGGGCAACGUCCCGCCGGCGCGUCGCAAGCAGCUCUGGUCGACGAAGCGCGUCUUCUUUUGCACGCCGCAGAGCAUGCAGAACGACAUUGAGCGCGGGAAUUGCGACGUCUCGUCCUUCGUCUGCGUCGUCGUCGACGAAGCGCACCGCGCGACCGGCAACUAUGCGUACACGGUGGUCGUCAAAGCGAUCGCCGCAAAGCUCUCGGGCUUCCGCGUGCUCGCGCUCUCGGCCACGCCCGGCGCCAAGUUUGACGUGAUCCAAGAAGUCAUUUCGAAUCUGCGCAUCUCGCACAUUGAGUGCAAGUCGGGCGACGACCCGGACGUCCGAAAAUACACGCACUCGCGCCAAGAAGAAAUCAUCAAGUGUAAAAUGACCGGCGAAGUGUCGAGCGUGCGCGUCCAGUUUCUCAAGCUCUUUCAGCCCAUCUUGCAUCGCUUGUGUACAAGUCAAUUGUUUCAUAUUCGCGACCCGGACAAGCUCACGCGGUGGGUCAUCGUGUCGGCCCGGGACCGCAUGCGGGCAGGACCGCAGCCGCCACGGUACCGAACGGCCGAGGUGGACUUUGCGCUCCUCGCAAGUCUCUUGCAUGGACGGGAUGUGCUGACAACGCAUGGAAUCGGCAACUUCAAGACGUAUUUAGAUAGCUUUAUGAGCGACCGCGUUCAUGGACCGAAGAAGACCCUCGUCGAGUCGGGAGAGUUUCGGACGCUGCGGACGCUCGUGGACGCGCAGGUGGGCGGGAGCAGCAACAACCCCAAACUGGCGCAGCUCCAGAAGGUGCUGCAAGAGCAUUUUGCGCGGCAUAGCGCCGGCGGCUCGAGCACCCGCGCGAUCGUGUUUACGCAAUACCGCGAGUCUGUGAACGAGAUCGUGGCGCUGUUGACGCCGCUCGCACCGCUCAUCAAGGUGCAGGCGUUUGUGGGCCAAGGUGCGGGCAAAGGCAAGGAGAAGGGCCAGACGCAAAAGCAGCAGCAGGCGAUCGUCACAAAGUUUCGUGCCGGCGACUGCAACGUGCUGGCGGCCACGUGCAUUGCAGAGGAGGGCCUCGACAUUGGCGAAGUCGACCUCAUCGUGUCGUUCGACUGCCUCACGUCGCCCGUCCGAAUGAUCCAGCGCAUGGGUCGCACGGGUCGGAAGCGCGUCGGUCGCGUCGUCCUGCUUGUGACCGAAGGCGACGAAGAGAAGAAGCUCGAGCGUAGCGUUGCGUCGGCCAAGGCCGUGAACCGAUCGCUGACCAUUUUCAAGGACAAGUUCAAAUAUGUCGCGGGCCCGCGCAUGAUACCGCGGGGCAUCCAUCCGGUCAUCACCGAGAGUCAAAUGGUCGUGCCGACGUUCCAGGCGUCGCUGAUUGGCGGGAAAAAGGCCAAGCGACCAACGCCGGUCGCAGACGACGACCUCUGGCGCCUGACCGAGAGUGAACAGCAAGCGAUGGGGUUUCGCUUUGGUCUCAACGUCGCUGGUCGGCGGCCACCAAACGUGCUGACGCCAAUGCGUCUCCACAUCGCGUCGCGGCCGCACCACUUUGGCAAGUCGCAACGUGCGCGCUGCUACCUCCAGCUGCUGCAUGGCAUUGCUGGCGAGACGCUCACCGACAUGGACUUUGACGUGCACCUCGACCGUGCGAGCGUCGCGCUCUCGCAGCCGCCACUGCUGUCGCUGACGCCAAGCUCGCCUCCGAUGCCGCCAAGCGCGAGUCUACCGCCGCCGCCUUCGUUUGAGGAUGCCGAGUACGACGACGCUCACGCACUCGACUACUCGAUGGGCAGCCAGGAUCACUUUCUCGCAAGCAUCGACCACGCGACCCCAGAUCAUGGUCUCGACCACGCAAGUCCAGAUCCUGGUCUAGAUCAGACGAUCCCCAAUCCUGGUCUGGACGUCCCAAGCCCAGACACUGGCCUGAACCUCCCAAGCCGAGAUGCUAGCCUGGACCACGCGAGCCGAAAUACGGGUCAGGAUAUUGUCGACCUAGCGUCAUCGGACGACGAAGGGCCUUCGUUUUCUCUGCUUCCGCCUGUCGCGACAUCGCGGCCAACGCCACAUACGCCACAGCCGCCAGUAGCAACUCCAACGGAUGCCAUCACGACCAGCGACGAAGGUGAUGUACCGCGGCGUGCACUCAUGUCCGAGUCGGUGGCGACUGUCAAGACGCCGGUCAAGGCAGCGAGUCGGUCGGCGGUGCUGGCAACAUCACGGUCGUUGGAGACACGUCAACGCGACGACGACCCGCCCGUGUUUUCGUUGCUGCCAGCCAGCGAUUCGGUCGCUUGUCCGAAUGCUUCUGCGACGCUACUGACGCCGUCCAAGCCUCUCGGCGCGAGACAAAGUGUCGUUCAAUCCAAGGGCAUGCCAUCUGCCUCAAGCGCGUUGAAGAAGCCCAAAAAAAAGCUGGUCAUGCCAGCGUCCGACCCGGUACAGCCAUCGCCCGCCAAGCGACCACGCGUCGACGCGCCGCCGUCGUCCACGCUACCACAACGUCCGUUGGAUCCGACAGCCAGUGUACUACAGCAAGGUGCGCAGGUCAUUGCGUGGCUCGAAGAGCUCUCGACGGCGGCCAUGCAACAUCCGCCAACGUCACCGACCGAGAGCCCGCGGGCGACACCGCACCUCUCACCGAUUGGAGUUGUCGUGUCGACGCCACCGCGUCGGCUGCAGUCGUGUCCCCGUCUCUUGCCAACCAAAAACGAGGCAGUAGUGGACGCAAGCAGCGUCAUUCCGAGUGCAGAUGCGGUGCCACCGCCUCCAACGGUCGCGACGCCGUCCAAGCGCCCCGUCCAGCGCCGUAUGGAACUCGCGUCGCCACUCGCGCGACAAACGCCGUCUUCAGCCCACAAGCACACGACACCGAGAACCAAACCGCCGCUGCACGUGGAUCUGCGGUCGCCGCCGUUCGCAGCCGGCCCGAAUGCGUUGUCUCCGAUCACCGUGUUGACGCCGCCACCACCAAAACGACAACCGAAACCUGCAACGAGCCAAGGGCUGCCAGAGGACUGCCAAGUGUGCGGCGAGUCGUACUCGUUCGAGACCGACCCGCUUUUGUACUGUGAUGGCUGCAACGUUGGCGUGCACCAGCAGUGCUACGGCGUCCAAUCGAUCCCAGCGGACGCUUGGUUUUGCGACUUUUGCCGUCUCGCCAAGACGACGAUUGCCAAAUGCGCACUCUGCCCGGUCCAGGGCGGCGCGCUCAUGUCGACGCAGUGCGGGGCAUGGGUGCACGUCCAGUGCUUUCUCUGGAUCCCCGAGCUGCGCGUCGUAGCAGCCAACGACACUGCGUUUCGCCUUGGGUCACUCGAGACUUUGGACCCGGAGCGGUUCACGCUGCAGUGCGAAGUGUGCAAGACGAGCAACGGCGUUGGCAUCAUCCAGUGCGCAGAACGCAAGUGCCUCGCGUCGUUCCACGUCUCUUGUGCGUACCAUGCUCACUACGCCCCCGGCCAAAUACAAGUGGGUGAUGACACGCGCUUUGUCAUGUACUGUCCGUCGCAUGCGUCGCUGCUGCGCGCUGCUGCGUCACCGUCGGCGAUUUUCGCAACACCCGACGACGACGAGAGAGCCCACAAGAAGAGUCGGAAGCGCCUCAAGCAAGGCUCGUCGUCGCGUCAAGCGUCAAAGAAGCCAAAGCGCACCAAGCGACUGCGCGCCAGCAAGCAUCUCAUGGCGCAGUUUGUCGAGGCCGACGUUGGGGUCGAUGGCGAGGUGUCAUCCGAUGACGACGAGGACGCGCUGGAUGUGGGGCUCCCGCUGGAUGACAGCUUCAUUUGCGACGACGUGUCGAGUCAGGCGCUGUCACCGGCUUCCAUGCAAGCGAUCUACCGCCGCCGGUCGGUCUCGCCGGGCCUCGGGCGGCACUUUAGCGAAAAUGGAGUGAUUGCGUCGCUGCUUCGCCGCGAGUCGCCCGCUAGUCUCGGUGACGAGGACAGUGUCGUCGACGACGACGAUGGCACGCUGCACCAUGGGUAUCGAUGCGACGGGUGCGACCUCAACCCGAUUCAAGGGGUCCGCUACUCGUGCUCGGACUGCACCGGCUACGACCUCUGCACGUGCUGCUAUAGUACGCGCACGCAGCUGCACAACCCGCGCCAUGGUUUUCUUGCGAUACAAACGCCAGUGCCACCGACGCAAGCUGCGACGCACGCUGCGACGCAGGCCCCGAUACCAGCGCCGCUGACGCCAGCCAGGAGACCCAUCUCAGCAGAGGUCCGCACACCAGGCUCGACUCGGACUCGAGCAGCAACACCGUCGCCGGCACCAGUGCCAGUGCCAGUGCCAGUGACCAACGUAGCUGGUGGACUGACACCGGCGCAAAUCGAACGCAUGCAAGAGCGCAGGCGGGCAGCAAUGGAGAUCCAGCGCCAGCGACAACUGCAGCUUGGUGCGACGACGGUACUGCCACCGGCAGCUCUGACCGCGCCAGUAGUGGCACAAAAGCCGCUUGCAGCACCGGCCACGUCGUCGUUCGUGACCCCAAUGCAUCGAUCCGAGCCGGUCGCGCGAGCCGGUCUCUUGCGAUUGCCUCGCGUGCCAACAGCGGUUGCAUCACCGGCCUUUGCGAUCCAGGACGAUGCGUUUGAAGCUCCGUCGUUCAACUUGCUCGGUGCCGUCGCCACUGCGCCGCUUCUGCAGCCGCCCAUGCCUGAAACAGCGGCGCCUUCAUUCAACUUGCUGCCUCCACCGUCGGCGGGCGACGUCACCCAUGCACCACCAGCAGUCGUUCCGGCGCCAUCCUUCAAUGUGUUGCCUCCAUCGGCACCUUUGGCUGCACAGUCGGUCCCCUCCGUCUCGACCUCAGUAGAUGCACCGUCCUUCAGUUUGAUACCAGCCAUGGAGACUGCACCGUCCGUUCGCUUGUCGCCCGAGGCACCGUCCGUCGCGUUCCUGUACCACCCGCGGCUCAAGCGCACGGCGUUUGCGACGUCGUGGCAGCCACCGAGCGUCGUGGCGCUCGAGGAAAGCCGGUUGGACUGUGAUCUUCUUCUGAGCACGCGUCUCGGGGUCAAUAUCUACGCGUACGAGCAACUUGUCCGGCUGUUGCACGCGUCGACAGCGUCACCGUGGACGACGCUCGCCGCUGUUUUUGCCAAAGUGGUGUUUGUAGUGCUCAACGCCCCGGUAUAGCGUGUUUCACGCAGAGGAGUAGAGGCGCAAUAUCAACAACAUGCGGUAGGCGCGCGCGGUGGCCGACGUCCAAGCACAAGUGGCCCGUCGGCAUCCGAAUGUUCGUAUCGAAGCCAAGACCCCGGACAGCGUCGUGUCCUGGCUUCACGACACGGCGCGGCGCGAAGCGGCGGAUGGCGCGGCGCUCGUCAUGCUGCUGCAGGGGCACCCGCGUGACAUUCACUUUGUUGCGCGCUGGCAGUUCUUUGCGGGCUUGGGGCUCAGUACCGGGACGCAGCUCGUGCUUACGACCAAGUUUAUGGGGCAGAGCGUCGAGCACGUGCGUUGUCUCAAGUUCAACUGGAUGCACUGGAAGCGCAUGCUGCCAUGGACCUCGGACGCGACGGCCCAAACAAUCUUUGCGUUUGUCAAGCUGCCAAAUCGAGUCUAACCCUAGCCCCACUUACAAGUCUAGUCCCCACUUACAAGUCGUGAAUGAUCGACACGGCUUUCGCAAGCGU
Molecule: messenger RNA, 6451 nt
Organism: Saprolegnia diclina VS20
Lineage: Eukaryota; Oomycota; Saprolegniomycetes; Saprolegniales; Saprolegniaceae
Exons: 14
Coding region: 33-5951 (1972 amino acids)
Biological process (GO): interstrand cross-link repair; double-strand break repair via synthesis-dependent strand annealing; replication fork reversal
Molecular function (GO): hydrolase activity; four-way junction DNA binding; 3'-5' DNA helicase activity
Source: RefSeq, a predicted model, not a curated record